Molecule: messenger RNA, 2028 nt
Organism: Suillus paluster
Lineage: Eukaryota; Fungi; Basidiomycota; Agaricomycetes; Boletales; Suillaceae
Exons: 4
Coding region: 271-1875 (534 amino acids)
Source: RefSeq, a predicted model, not a curated record
CAGGUCCGAAACGCGAGGACAGCAUUUGACCUCGCAUUCAUGUUCGCGAACGAAGAUACGAAGAUUAUUCAUUUCCUUCUCUUAAUUAAGGCUAUCGCUAUUUUCAAUGCAGGUCAGCAUGAGGAGGCAAUUUUCCGCAUCCGGAAGCUGGCUGUCGCUUGUCCGACGCACGACACUCUUGCUUGUCGUGUCGUGGAAGCGAGUAUUGAUCGAGCCUAGGUUUUGUGCAUUGACACUGAUCUGUCUGAACUUCGCAAAUCAGGCGUAUCUAUGUGUUCAGCUCGGAAUAAAUGCCCUGAAAUGGCGCACGGCACGACGAAGCUGUUGAUUGCUUCACUGCCGCCGUCAACCGUAGCGCUUUCUCAUCAAAAUCGGACAUUCAUACAGCAUACGAGGACCUGGUGCUCUUCGGAUCGCGGUAGCAAUAUACCCAUGCUAUCCCAUAGAUGGUACGAGAAGGAGCUACUUUUGCAGGAUAUCAAGGACAAGGUCGUGUACGAGUUGGAGGCAGCAGGCAGUCUCGCGAAGUUGCAGUCAUUCUGCGAAAUGGCUCGUAAGGCGGAGUAUCACUGGGCAUGGGUUGAUUCGUGUUGCAUCGACCAGCAUAACAACGUCGAGCUCCAAAAAUCACUUAACUCUAUGUUUGGCUGGUAUCACGACUCAGCGCUUACAGUCCUGUCAGAUGUUUCGCCUUCGUCCAAGCCCGGCGCGCUAGCGAAGAGCACAUGGAACACCCGAGGAUGGACCGUCCCCGAAUUCCUCGUUCCGAAAGUCAUUCGCUUUUACCAGCAGGAUUGGUCUCCAUAUCUCGACGACCACUCCCUCAACCAUAAGGAGUCUGACAAGAUUAUGGAUGAGUUGGAGGAUGCGAUAGGCAUAGAUGCACGCGUCCUCGUCGCCUUCCAACCGGGAAUGAGAGACGCCCGAGAGAAACUGCGAUGGGCGUCUACGCGAGCUACCACUGUCCCGGAAGACAUUACAUAUUCAUUGUUCGGCAUAUUCGGCGUACUACCCAUCCUCUAUGGGGAGAACAAGCAAAAUGCACUUGGGCGGCUCCUACAGGAAAUUGUGGCUCAGUCGGGUGACAUCACUGCGCUGGUCUGGGUCGGAAAAUUAUCAGACUUCAACAGUUGUCUACCAGCCGACAUUAUUUCGUACGAAGCUCCACCGUGCAAGCUGCCAUCUCUACCCGAAGAUGAGAUUCAGUCAUCGGUCUCCUCGCUGCGAGAUACUAUGGCUUUAGAGUCAGCUUCGAGACUGUAUCAGACACUUGAUCAGACACUUGACCAAUUGAGCGCUCCCCAUUUCGCGCACCGCCGGUUGCAUCUUCUAUUCCCUGUCACAGAAGCCAAGCGGCGGUCUGGUCGAGACCAGGAGACAUUUACGUAUGGAGUCAGGGCAGACGGGCUUCAUGACCUACAGAUCAUCACGACACAAAAGUUAAUCCAGUUCUUGCGGACAAGGCCCACUCGACAGACAUUCCUGCUUGUCCGUCCAUGGGAUCGACGUCUCCUCGAGCAUCCUGACUUUCCAGAGCAGCCUGUCUUUGCAGACGAUGCGGAGAGCUUGAGAGAUUGGUCCAACUCGGAGCCCGAGUUUCCGUUAGGCGACUCACCCGGCGGUUCUCCUGCAGUACGAGAGCGAGAUGAUUCGGAAUCUCACUCGCGAGCCUUGCGAUUGAUGGUUCGCCUUGGACAGUCGUUCAGCGCAUUUUUACUCGUGCAGCAGCGCAGCGGAGAAUACAAGAGGAUCGUUUUGGAUCAUGAUAUCAUUGCACAGGCCAAAGGCGUGGCUUCUGUUCACAACAUGACAGGCGGAGUCAGGACCCUAGAAAUAUUAUACCCUACAAUUGUCUUCAAAGCAGACAUACGUUAGAGACCAACUAUUCGUCGUGCACAGUUACUGUAUAUUCUGUCCUAGUACAUUAAAUAUCUGAUGCCCUUUUUCUGUUAUGCACCAUUGUGACCUUGGCCCCUUUCAUCUUCCCUCACAACCCCACAUUCGCUCGACACCCUCGCCACCACCAAU